AUGAUAAUUGAAUUGGAGGAUAAAUUAACUGCUUCAAUUCACUUAUCAAAUUUACAGGAUCAAAUCAAUGGUGUUCUAUAGAGUGAUUUCUAACGCAAAUUAUUCUUUACGAUCUGCUUGGGACAUAUUAUACAUAUAUUUGAUAGUUUCCAUUAAUACUGUUAUUCAUUAAAUAAAUAAGUAAAUCGCUGUCACUUUUAUUGUUCAAUAUUGCAAAUUGUUCUGAUUUGCAUAUUAUAUUUGGAGAUGCAUCAAAAUACAAUUGUUAUAGUUGUUUUCAUCAUAAAAUCGUUGAUAAAUGGAUACAUGAACCAAGUGCUAUAGAUGAUAAGAUUUCAGCUGGUUAAGAUCUCUGUAAAUGUAGGAUACUUGAUAACCAUAGUGUUCAGUCUUAUUGGAAUAGCAUGUAAGACAUUUGGAUUUUCUGUUUUCCGCUUUAUUUGUGUUGCUGAGAUUUUCUUAUUAAUAAUAUUUUUGAAGCGAAGCUCUCGACUUCCUCCUUUAAUGGAGCAAUGUCUAGACAAUGAAUUUGAUAUUUAUGUCAAAUAUAUUGAAAAGUGUGCUGAGAAUAAAUCUAUACUAAGUUACGAAGAAUAUAAGAAUUCAAAUGAGUAAAUUUCAAUUAUUCAAACAUUUUAAGUGAAAGUACACAGACCAACCAUGAAAAAAUUAUUUACCAAAUUGUCAAAGAUCAAUGAAUAGAUUUAUAAAUACUUCAUUUGUUAAACCCUGUAAGGGUUGUUAUUUUAUAGUAAUUUGACAUACAUCAAAUAUUUCAACUCAAACAACAGCAACAUAUAUAUAGAUAUUAUGCUAUUAUCCAUUUUUGGAGCUUUUAGUAAACCUUUCUAUCAAUUCAUGAUCAGAUUGUACACAUAGAAACAAGUCUAUCAAAUUUCAUAAUCAAUUUGCAUUAUUAGUUAAUUGUUGAAGAUGAGUUACAUAUAUUACCAAUCAGAUUUGGUAUUAUUGAUAGCUAGUUUGUUGCAAGCAGUCUUCCAUUACAAUAUAACCACCGAUAUCAAUUCAGUAACUUGGUCGAUAAUCUAAGGAUUACCGAACGAUGAUUUUAGGAUUAUCUUAAGUGUGUCGACAUCUUGGGGGAAUGUUUAUGGCCUAUAGCAUUUAUGA
Molecule: messenger RNA, 1131 nt
Organism: Paramecium tetraurelia
Lineage: Eukaryota; Ciliophora; Oligohymenophorea; Peniculida; Parameciidae
Exons: 7
Source: RefSeq, a predicted model, not a curated record